AUGGCAGGUUGGAAUCACACACGUGUGAAGGAAUUCCUUCUGGUAGGUUUAACUGAAAAUCCUAAUUUGCAGAUCCCUCUCUUUUUGCUGUUUACCCUUAUUUAUUUUAUCACUCUGGUAGGUAAGUGUGGGAUGAUCAUAUUGAUCUGGCUAAAUGCCCAGCUUCAUACUCCAAUGUACUUCUUCCUUAGCAACCUCUCUUUUUGUGAUGUCUGCUAUUCUACUGUCUUUGCACAUAAAAUGCUGGUUGACUUCUUUUCAAAACACAAGUCCAGCACAUUUUCUGGCUGUGUUCUACAAAGUUUCUUUUUUGCAGUGUAUGCAACCACAGAAGGUAUCAUCCUGUCUAUGAUGGCUUAUGAAUGCUGUGUAGCAAUAGUCAACCCCUUGCUGUAUACAGCCAUUAUGACCCAAAGGGACUGUAUUCAGAUGGUUUUAUGUUACUUGGCGGGGCUCAUUAACUCCCUGACACACACGAUAGGUUUGCUCAAACUAGACUUCUGUGGUCCUAACAUUGUGAAUCAUUAUUUCUGUGAUAUUCCCCCUCUUCUGAGGCUCUCUUGUUCAGAUGCCCAUAACAAUGAAAUGCUGCUUUUGAUAUUCUCUGGGGUCCUUGCAAUGUUCACUUUUAUUAUCAUCAUGGUCUCUUACAUUCACAUCAUCAUUGCCAUCCAGAGAAUCCGCUCAGCUGAGGGGAGGCUCAAAGCCUUCUCCACUUGUGCCUCCCAUCUGACUGCUGUGACUUUACUCUAUGGGUCUGUGACCUUUAGUUACAUCCAGCCAAGCUCUCAGUAUUCCUUGGAACAGGAGAAAGUCUCUAAUGUGUUUUAUACGUUGCUGAUCCCCAUGCUAAACCCACUGAUUUAUAGUCUGAGGAAUAAGGAUGUGAAAGACGCAGCAAAAUGGUCAGUAUGGCAGAAGAGAACCUCCACUUGA
Balaenoptera ricei (Rice's whale) is the source of this 936-nucleotide messenger RNA. Its product is annotated as olfactory receptor 5J3-like. Gene Ontology annotation, biological process: sensory perception of smell; G protein-coupled receptor signaling pathway. The record is from RefSeq and is a predicted model, not a curated record. NCBI's taxonomy places the organism in Eukaryota, Metazoa, Chordata, Mammalia, Artiodactyla, Balaenopteridae. Gene Ontology annotation, molecular function: olfactory receptor activity; odorant binding. Gene Ontology annotation, cellular component: membrane.